Apis florea (little honeybee) is the source of this 1512-nucleotide messenger RNA. Its product is annotated as very long chain fatty acid elongase 7. Gene Ontology annotation, cellular component: endoplasmic reticulum membrane. Gene Ontology annotation, molecular function: fatty acid elongase activity. The record is from RefSeq and is a predicted model, not a curated record. NCBI's taxonomy places the organism in Eukaryota, Metazoa, Arthropoda, Insecta, Hymenoptera, Apidae. Gene Ontology annotation, biological process: sphingolipid biosynthetic process; very long-chain fatty acid biosynthetic process; fatty acid elongation, polyunsaturated fatty acid.
AAAAAACUAGAUCUCUUGAUGGAAUAUUAUUUUUUCCAAUUUUUAUUUUUUCUUUCAGAUUUUCUUGUUAUUAUUCAAGAACAAUGUCGGGAGUCAUAGAGUUGUAUAAGAAUGUUAUGGAGAAUAAAAGCCAUCCAAUAACGAAAGAUUGGUUUUUGAUGUCAGGACCAGGUCCGCUGAUGAUGAUAAUCGUCAGUUAUUUAUACUUUUGCUUAUCAGCUGGACCAAAAUAUAUGAAGGACAAAAAACCGUACGAGCUAAGAAUCGCCAUGAUUGUUUACAAUUUUAUUCAAGUGUUGUUGAGUAUAUACCUCUUCUACGAAGGAUUGAUGGCUGGAUGGUUGUACGACUACAAUUACUAUUGUCAGCCUGUUGAUUACAAUGUGAACAAUCCACUAAGUAGAAGGAUGGCUAAUGCUGUUUACUCGUAUUUCAUAUGCAAGUUGAUAGAAUUAUUGGACACAGUAUUCUUCGUUCUUCGUAAAAAGAAUCGUCAGGUCUCAUCGCUUCACGUGUACCAUCACACAUUGAUGCCAAUCUGCAGUUGGAUCGGUUGCAGAUUUCUACCAAAUGGCCAUGGCACAUUGUUAGGUGUCAUCAACGCGUUCAUUCACAUAAUUAUGUAUGCAUACUACAUGCUAACUUCGAUCGGACCACAUAUGAACAAAUAUCUCUGGUGGAAGAAAUACUUGACGACGUUACAAUUAAUUCAGUUCUUCAUUAUCUUUGUCCAUACUUUUCAAAUCUUUGUCAACGAUUGUAAUUACCCAGUAGUUAUUUCGUUCCUGCUCAAUUUAAAUUCGUUGAUUUUCCUUUAUUUGUUUGGUUCGUUUUACAUCCAGAAUUACGUUAAAAGGGAAAAACAGAAAGAUAAGACUGAAAAAAUAACGAAGACUGCGAACAAAAUAGAGUGAAUUGAUACUAUUCAAUGCCAUUUGGUUCUCGUUUAUCAAAAUCCAUUUCGUUACGUAAAAGAACAUUCAUAUUAGUUAGAUACGUCUAGCCCUCUAGCGAGAAAAACAUACAUUUGACCAGAUAAUUUAUUACUAAUCGAUCCAUUUCGUUUUCUUAGUUUGAAAACGAGAUUCGAUCUUCUGUGAAAUAUGCCGAGUGACAUUUUUACCAAAUUAAUUUAAUUUUUUUAUCUAAAUAUAUUUCCUUUUUUUUUUACAAUAGUUACACUUAAUUGAUUACACAGUUCCCUUCAAUUGAAUAUACAUAUACAGUAUAUAAAUUACUUUCAAAUUAUAUGACUGAAUAUUGGUAUUAUUUAAGAAAAUUUAAAAUGGAAAAUUGAUAUUGUAAAAGAAAAUAAAAUUGUAUUGAAGAUUAUAAUUAGAAAUGUAAAGAAAUGUAAAAUCAAUUCUUCGUAACUAACUUGCUGGUUGAUAUUAUCGGUAAUGAAGGAAUCGCUCGAUCAAAGGACUUAUCAAUCGAUCUCAUCGAAUUGCUCUUUUUGUUGAUAAGGUAGAACAAGUAUCGUUAUCAUAAAUAAUAAUUUUGGUAUUUGUA